Messenger RNA from Lasiodiplodia theobromae, 885 nucleotides. RefSeq lists its product as uncharacterized. NCBI's taxonomy places the organism in Eukaryota, Fungi, Ascomycota, Dothideomycetes, Botryosphaeriales, Botryosphaeriaceae. The transcript has 2 exons. The coding region runs from base 1 to 885 and encodes 294 amino acids. The record is from RefSeq and is a predicted model, not a curated record.
AUGUUAGCUGCCGAAUGGACCCACCGCCUGCCUAUCAUCCAGCAGUCCUCGCCGGCCGACAUGGCGGCGAGCCUAAUCGUCAAGGCCCUCGACGAGAUCGCCGACGGUGCUUCCUCUAAAAUUACUGUUGUGGACUUUUGUUCUGGCGGUGGAGGCCCUGUGCCCGUCAUCGAAAAACUUGUGAACAAGAAGCGGGCGGAGCGUAACAAGCCUCCGAUUCCCUUUACAAUGACUGACAUCAAGCCUCACAUUGACGCGUGGAUAGCUGCCUCGUCCCGCAGUGCAAAUCUCAACUACUUUCCACAGCCAGUAGACGCAACUAAUCCCCCGCCUGCUAUCAUCAGUACAACUGCUUCGGUCAACGGUGCACAUUCACACCACGGCCCCAAGACCCGCGUCUUCCGGCUGUACUGCUUGGCAUUCCACCACUUCCCAGAUGAUCUUGCUCGCAAGGUGCUGGAGUCCACAAUCAACACGUCCGACGGCUUCGCCAUCCUCGAGCUGCAGGAUCGGCGUUUGGCUUCUCUUCUUCUCAUGUUUCUCGAUUUCUGGCUCAUGUUCGUCGUCACCAUCUUCUGGUUCUGGCAUGAUCCACUGCAGAUGUUCUUCACGUACAUCAUUCCCAUUCUACCCUUCACACUUUCUUUCGAUGGUUUUGUUAGCAGCUUGAGGACGCGGAAUUUCUUGGAGGUCAUGACUCUGAUCGACUCCAGUCUGGAGGCUGCGCUGCACGGCGCGCAGGCCAAAACAGUCAGAAGGGUGCUCCAAGAGACUGGCACCGCAGAGAUAGAAGGAUGGGUCUUCAAGGGCGGGAGAGAGAUGCAUACUUGGCCAAUUGGAUACAUGAAUUACAUCGUAGGUAGACGCAUCAACCGUCGGCGCUGA